This is a messenger RNA of Malaclemys terrapin pileata, 9246 nucleotides long. Its product is annotated as zinc finger protein 239-like. NCBI's taxonomy places the organism in Eukaryota, Metazoa, Chordata, Testudines, Emydidae. Gene Ontology annotation, biological process: regulation of transcription by RNA polymerase II; central nervous system development. Gene Ontology annotation, cellular component: nucleus. The transcript has 4 exons. Gene Ontology annotation, molecular function: DNA-binding transcription factor activity, RNA polymerase II-specific; RNA polymerase II cis-regulatory region sequence-specific DNA binding. Bases 1038 to 2198 code for a protein of 386 amino acids. The record is from RefSeq and is a predicted model, not a curated record.
GGGAUGAUUUAGUUGGGGAUUGGUCCUGCUUUGAGCAGCGGGUUGGACUAGAUGACCUCCCGAGGUCCCUUCCAACCCUGAUAUAUUAUGAUUCUAAACCUUUGUUAAUGGGUACUAAUUAUAUAUUUGGAGCAUGCCCAGUAUGAGCGGGGCAGGACUUCCGCCGACAGAGCUACUUGUCUGGCGCUGCCGGGACUAGUGUGGGGCGGGGCUGCCCUGUCGCACACUCCCUUUAAUUCUUUAUUAAUGAACUCCAGCAUCAGCUGGUCCAUUAUCUUACCCAGUAUCAAUGUCAGACUCUUGGAUACAAGUUAUCUGGACGCGCUGAUUUAAACAUGUCUAACUUUAAUAGCUGCUGUUUACCGUCCUCGUGAGUUAUUAUUGGAAUGGAAAGAGUGUUGUCGUCAACGUCUUCUGAUAAGAGUUACAUUAUCUGUUUUUCUCCAAAUCCAGGAGAGAAAUAUUUACUGAACACUUUUACCUCUUCUGCAUUAUUUUUGCUAUUUGUGUCAUUUCCGUCUAGUAAUUUAUCAUGACAAUUGUUGGGAUUAAUUUUGUACUUAAUAUACUUUUAAAAACUUCCUUCUUAUUUUCAUUGAUUGGCCAUUUAUUUCUGAUAGCUUCCCUUACCAGUUUUCUACACUUUUGAUCUUCUAACUUACAUUCUUUACUAUUGACUUCCCUUCUCUUCCAUAUAUUUUAUUUGGAGAGUGUUGGGAUUCCUACCAGGGAGACACCAGCAGGGUCCAGAGACAACCCCAUCUCCUGUAUCAAGUUUUGUCUAGUAGGGGCCAGUGACUUUUGAGGAGGUGGCUGUGUAUUUCACCAGGGAAUAGUGGGCUCUGCUGGACCCCACUCAGAGAGCCCUCUACAGGGAUGUCAUGUAGGAGAACUAUGAAACGGUGGUCUUGUUGGGGUUUCCAAUUUCCAAACCUGAUGUGAUCCCACAGCUGGAACGAGGGGAAGACCCGUGGGUCCCAGACAUCCAGGGCUCUGAGAAAGAAGUGCUCCUGAGAGCUGCCUGCACAGGUGAUGGGAUGGUGAGUGAGAAUGAGGAGGAGAAACCCCAGCAGGAAGAUGCUGAGCAAGUAGAACCACAUGGGAUGUUACCAGGAAGAUCCAAAGGGAAUGUUUCCGGGAGUUGUGCACUCCCAGAAAAAGCAAAAGCCUGUGAGACUCAGCACAGGCAAGAGGAAAACUUCAGUAGCCACUCAGACCUUUUAACACAUGACCAAAUCAACUUGGAAGAGACGCGCUACACAUGCCAUGAGUGUGGGAAAAGCUUCAAUGGGAUCUCUGACCUUCUCACACAUCAGAAAAUCCACAGUGGAGAGAGACCUUUCAUGUGCUCUGAGUGCGGGAAAAGCUUCAAUCGGAGUUCUUCCCUUAUCACACAUUGGAGAGUCCACACUGGUGAGAAACCUUUUGGAUGCUCUGAGUGUGGAAAAUGCUUCAAUUGGAGCUCACAUGUUAUCCGACAUAGGCGAAUCCACACAGGUGAGAAACCUUAUGGAUGCUCUGAGUGCGGGAAACGCUUCAAUCGGAGCUCACACCUCAUCAGACAUAGGAGAAUCCACACAGGAGAGACGCUCUACUCAUGCUCUGAGUGUGGGAAAAGCUUCAAUCAGAGCUCUGCCCUUAUCACACAUCAGAGAAUCCACACAGGAGAGACGCCCUACACAUGCUCUGAGUGCGGGAAAAGCUUCAAUCAAAGCUCAAACCUUAUCAGACAUCAGCGAAUCCACACAGGAGAGACGCCCUACAUGUGCUCUGAGUGUGGGAAAAGCUUCAAUGAUAGCUCAGCCCUGAUCACACAUCGUAGAAUCCACACAGGAGAGAAACCUUAUGGGUGCCCUGAGUGUGGGAAACGCUUCAAUCUGAGCUCAACCCUUAUUAGACAUCAGAGAAUCCACACAGGAGAGACACCCUACACGUGCUCUGAGUGCGGGAAAAGCUUUAGUCAGCACUCACACCUUAUCAUACAUCGUAGAAUCCACACAGGAGAGAAACCCUACACGUGCUCUGAGUGUGGGAAACACUUCAGUGAUAGCUCAGCCCUUACCACACAUCAGAGAAUCCACACUGGUGAGAAACCUUAUGGAUGCUCUGAGUGUGGGAAAAACUUCAAUCAAAGCUCAACCCUUAUUAAACAUCAGAAAAUCCACAUGAGAGAGAACUGUAAUAAAUGCCUAGAUUAGGGCUGGCCAAAGAUUUGAUUUUUUAAAAAAUCACUUUUGCUAAUUCCCAUGUGGUGCAAAUAUCACAAUCUUCACGUGGUCUCUCAGCUCCCCCAGAUGAGUUGCCUGCUUCUGCCUUUUGAAACUCACCAUUCUUUGGGGUCAGUCCUGUGAUCUUUUCUAUCCACUCCUUUCCUUUUGAGUCAUAGGCGUGUGUGUCCCUCCAGCCAGUAAUGUUCAUCGGCUCCAGGUGGGGGAGAGAGAUUUGAUCCCAACAAGCUACACUGAGGCAAAAACUACCUGUGCCUGACAUCCACUAGGACUGUACAUGGCGUUGGCUGCUCAAGUUAGUGAUCUUGGUGUAAAAAGACAAUUCUAAUUGUAGAGCAGAUGCAGCCCAGGUGCAGUCGUUAGCAUUAGCUUUCCCCUUGACCUGACCUAAACAAACCCUGAGCAGCACGGUUAUACUGUUUCCCCCAUUUCAAAGCAAUUGUUAGUCAUCAAGUUCCCCGUCCGGGAACAAAUUGUUUCAUUCCCAUUUGCACUGAUGUUGCUUCAGGUUGUGCUGGAAAACAGAUAUUUUAAAUGAGGAAAAUGGUAAUAAAAAUAUAUUGAACUAUAACAAAGAGCAGGAACAGGGCAGGGAUAAGGAAAAAUGUCAUUUCACUCUCUGUAACAACAGAAGAAGAUAGGGUAAGUCAGAGAGAUUUGCUUAUUCCCCAUCACCAUCCCAAUCCCCCUGUUGUUCAGUUGGUUAGGUCAAUAUUUUUUCUAAAGGCUUGGGAAGAGCAUUCCCUAGGAAAUGACUUGUAACUAAGCAAUAUAUCCAUGUAUUGGGCUCCCAAAGCAGUUGUGGCCCAGGCCCUGCAGGAGGUCGCUCCUGAAGAUAUCUCCUUCCUAGUCAGGUGCAUGUUGCCUAUUAUUUGGGAAAUGCAAUCCCUAUCAAGGUAGAGAUGGGAAAAAUGGAAGUGACAUUUCUCUUCAGCUUACCCCUGGGAGAUGCUGCAAAUAUGUAGAAAAUGAAAUCCGUGUUGAAUCUGAUAUAGCUGCAGAAAUAUAUCUAUUUUUAAUAGAAACCUGAUAUUUGGUAUCUUACAGGGAUUCUAAGACGCACCUGAAUUUAGUUCCUAAUUUAAAUCUGUCCCACCAAAUUAAAAAAAAUAAAAGGGCAUAUUUGGGGGAGUUAUACCUCACUAUUGCUACUGAUAUGUUGUGUGGUUGGUGAAGUAUUCUACGCCAGAGAAUUGUAAAAUUACUCCAAGUAAAGUCAAAGAUUUGACAAGAACUCAGGUAGAAAUUGCAGGUACUAGUGGUUGAUUUUUCACCCCAGAGAUAGAAGCUAUGGUGACCUGUGGCCCAGGUAAACUAUUUUUAGAAAGCUGCUCCCUAGUUAAAUGGCAUUGAUCACGCUCUUAAAGGAUGCCAUGAUUAAAAUGGGAACAACUGUCUUUUACCAUUUUGAUCCAAAGUUUCAUGAAGCAUAGAGAGAAUCAUAGAAGAUUAGGGUUGGAAGCGUCCUCCAAAGGUCAUCUAGUCCAACUCCCUGCUUAAAGCAGGAUCAACACCAACUAAAUCAUUCCAGCCAGGACUUUGUGAAGCCGUGCCUUAAAAACCUCUAAGGAUGGAGAUUCCACCACCUCCCUAGGGAACCCAUUCCAGUGCUUCACCACCUUCCUAGUGAAAUAGUAUUUGCUAAUAUCCAACCUAGCUCUCCCACUCUGCAACUUGAGACCGUUGCUCCUUGUUCUGUCAUCUGCCACCACUGAACAGCCAAGCACCAUCCUCUUUGGAACCCCCCUUCAGGUAGUUGAAGGCUGCUAUCAAAUCCCCCUUCACUCUACUCUUCUGCAGACUGACUAAGCCUACUUCCCUCAGCCUCUCCUCGUAAGUCAUGUGCCCCAGGCCCCUGAUCAUUUUUGUUGCACUCUGCUGGACUCUCUCCAAUUUGUCCACAUCCUUUGUGUCGUGGGGGCCCAAAACUGGACGCAAUACUGCAGAUCUGGCUUCACCAGUGCCGAAUAGAGGGGAAUGAUCAUGUCCCUCAAUCUGCUGGCAGUGCUCCUACUAAUACAUCCCAAUAUGCCGUUAGCCUUCUUGCCAACAAGGGCAUACUUCUGACUCAUAUCCAGCUUCUGAUACACUGUAAUCCCCAGGUCCUUUCCUGCAGAACUGCUGCUUAGCCAGUCCGUCCCCAACCUGUAGCAGUUCAUGGGAUUCUUCCUUCCUAAGUGCAGGACUCUGCAGUUGUCCUUGUUGAACUUCAUCAGCCUUCUUUUGGCUCAAUCCUCCAAUUUGUCUCCCCCCCCCCCCCCCCAUUUAGUGUCCUCUGCGAACUUGCAGAGGAUUCAAUUAAUCCCAUCAUCCAGAUCAUUAAUAAAGAUGUUGAACAAAACCGGCCCCAGGACCGACCCCAGGGGCACUAUGCUUGAUACCAGCUGUCAACUAGACAUCGAGCCAUUGAUCACUACCCAUUGAGCCUGACAAUCUAGCCAUCUUUCUAUCCACCUUAUAUUCCAUUAAUCCAAUCCAUACUUUUUAACUUGCUGGCAAGAAUACUGUGGGAGACUUUAGCAAUGUUUUUGAUACCAUCAAGAUAUAUCAUAUCCACCACUUUCCCCAUAUCCCCAGAGCCAGUUAUCUCAUCUUAAAAGGCAAUUAGGUUGGUCAGGCAUGACUUGCCCUUGGUGAAUUCAUGUUGACUGUUCCUGAGCGGGGAGGCAUAGCUCAGUGUUUUGAGCAUUGGCCUUCUAAACCAAGGGUUGUGAGUUCAGUCCUUUGAGGGGGUCACUUAGGGAUCUGGGACAAAAAUCUGUCUGGGAUUGGGCCUUCUUUGAGCAGGGGGUUGGACUAGAUGAUCUCCUGAGGUCCCUUCCAACCCUGAUAUUCUAUGAUUCUAUGAUCACCUUCCUCUCCUCCAAGUGUUUCAAAAUAGUUUCCUUGAGGACCUGCUCAAUGAUGUUUCCAGGGACUGAGGUGAGGCUGUCGUUCCCUGGAUUCUCCUUCUUCCCCUUUUUUAAAGAUGGGCACUAUAUUUGCCUUUUCCAUUUGUCUGGGACCUCCCUCGAUUGCCAUGAGUUUUCAAAGAUAAUGGUCAAUGGCUCUGCAACAACAUCAGCCAAUUCCCUCAGCACCCUCAGAUGCAUUAGAUCUGGACCAUGGACUUGUGCAUGUCCAGUUUUUCUAAAUCAUCCUUAACCUGAUCUUUCUCCACUGAGGGCUGCUCUCUUCCUCCGCAUACUGUGUUGCCCAGUGCAGCAGAGUGGGAGCUGACUUUGUCUGUGAAGACGGAGGUAAAAAAAGCAUUGAGUACUUCAGCUUUUUCCUCAUCAUCUCUCACUAGGUUGCCUCCCCCAUUCAUUAAUGGUCCCACACUUUCCCUGACCACCUUGUUGCUAACAUACCUGUAGAAACUUUUAUUACCCUUCACAUCCAUUGCUAGCUGCAACUCCUGCAUGCUUGAGCAAUAUUUUUAUACCCUUCCCUGGUCAUCUGACCAAGUUUCCACUUCUUGUAAGUUUCCUUUUUGUGUUUAAGCUCACCGAAGAUUUCACUGUUAAACCAAGCUGGUUGCCUUCCAUAUUUGCUAUUCUUUCUGCACAUCGGGAUGGUUUGUUCCUGUGCCCUUAAUAAGGCUUCUUUAAAAUACAGCCAGCUUUCCUGGACUCCUUUCCCCACCCCAUGUUAGCCUCCCAGGGGAUCCUGCCCAUCAGUUCCCUAAGGGAGUCAAAGUCUGCUUUUUCUGAAGUGCAGUGUCUGUAUUUUGCUACUCUCCUUUCUUCCUUUUGUGAGGAUCCUGAACUCAACCAUCUCAUGGUCACUGCUGCCCAGGUUGCCACCCACUUCUACUUCCCCUACCGAUUCUUCCCUGUUUGUAAGCAGCAGAUCAAGAGGAGAAAGGCCCCUGGUUGAUUCCUCCAGUAGUUGCACCAGGAAGUUGUCCCCAACACUCUCUAAAAACUGCCUGAAUUGUCUGUGCACUGCUGUAUGGCUCUCCCAGCACGUCAGGAUGAUUGAAGUCUCCCAUUAGAAACUUCAGUUAAUUGUCCGAAGAAAGCCUCGUCUAACUCAUCCUCCUGGUCUGGUGGUCUAUAGCACAUGCCCACCAUGACAUCACCCUUGUUGCUCUCGCUUCUAAACUUAAACCAAAGACUCUCAACAGGCUUUUCUCCAGUUUCAUACUGGAGCUCUGAGCAAUCAUACUGCUGUCUUACAUACAGUGCAACUCCUCCACCUUUCCUCCCUUGCCUGUCCUUCCUGAAUAGUUUAUACCCAUCCAUGAUAAUGCUCCAGUCAUGUGAGCUACCCCACCAAGUCUCUUUAUUCCAAUCACAUCAUAGUUCCUUGAUUGGACCAGGACUUCCAAUGCUUCCUGCUUGUUUCCCAGGCUUCUUGCGUUCGUGUACAUGCACCUAAGAUAACUAGCCGAUUGCCCUGCUUUCUCAGUAUGAAUCAGGAGCCCCUUCCUUCCCCCCCCUCCCCCCCCGGUUACAAGGAAGAGGGUGUGUUUCCUCCCGGUAUCCCACUUCCCUACUUACCUCACGGCUUAGGUCACUGUCCCCCCGUGAACCUAGUUUAAAGCCCUCCUCACUAGGUUAGCAAGCCUGCCUGCGAAGAUACUGUUCCCUCUCUUCAUUAGUUGGAUCUCAUCUCUUCCUUGCAAUCCUUCUUCCCGGAACAUGCCAUGGUUGUGGAAUCCAAAGCCCUGUCUCUGACACCACCUGCGUAAACACGCAUUCACCUCCACAAUUCAACGGUUCCUACCGGGGCCUUUUCCUUCAACAGGGAGAAUGGACGAGAACACGACUUGCGCCUCAAACUCCUUUAUUCUUCUUCCCAGAGCCACGUAGUCUGUAGUGACCCACUCAAAGUCAUUCUUGGCAGUAUCAUUGCUGCCCAUGUGGAGAAGUAGGAAGGGCUAGCGGUCCCAGGGCUUGAUCAGUCUCGGCAGACACUCCCUCACAUCCUGAAUUCUAGCUCCAGGCAAGCAGCACACUUCUUGAGUCUCUCAGUCUGGUCGGCAGAUGGAUGACUCCGUCCCCCUUAGGAGGUAGAUAUGUGCAUCAUGCAUCUUUCUGGACCAGCCUGACUUCAUGUCUGUGAAACGCCCACAAUCGCCUGGAGAACCAUUGAGAAACCCCCCCCCCCCCCCCUUGUGAUUGAUGUUUUCGAUGGCUAGGUUGUCUGGUGCCAGAAUUGGAAUAUGCAUGCCAUCUAUCGCCCCUCCGCAGUUAGGGAAGCCCAUUUGUGCAAAGCCGUCCACAAUGUCAUACACGUUGCCCAGAGUCAGUAUCUUUCAGAGCAGGAUUCAAUUAAUAGCCCUGCACACUUCCAUCAACACGUGUCCAACGGUUGACUUUCCCACUCUGAACUGGUUAGCGACUGAUUGAUAGCAAUCUGGAGUAGCCAGCUUUCACAGUGCAAUUGCCAUACAGUCCCAUGAAUGUGGCUUUCCUCAUCUGAAAGCUCUGCAGCCACUGCUUGUCCUCCAGAUGUGCAUGACGAUGUGAUCCCACCGCUCGGUGCUUGUUUGCUGAGCCCAAAAGCGGCGUUCCACUGUGGUCAGCACCUCCAUGAAUGCCACAAGCAACCUCCUGUCAUAGCUGCUACGCAUGGCAAGAUCAAUGUUGCACUCCUCUUGCCUUUGUAGUUUAAGGAAUAACACCACUGCCACUCAUGACGUGUUAGUGAGAGCGAGCAGCAUAUUGAUCAACAGUGCAGGAUCCAUUCCUGCAGCUUGAAAGAGGCAGAAUGUGCAGUACACAAACAGUUGAAAGAUGACGCCAAAUGUGCACGGAAGCACAGGGAUUACUGGCAUAUGAAGAUAUGCAUGACGGAACAUUGGGACAGGACCCAGGAUGCCCCGUGACGCCCUCUGCCUUCCCACAACUCUUAGCCGUAGAAGAGGAAGAGAUGCUUAGUGGGAUAGCUGCCCAGAGUGCACCACUCUAAAUACUGCUGCAAGUGUGAACAUGCUAUUGCACAGGCAGCUGACAGUGUGAACACACAAUAGCAGUUUCCCUUAAGUGCUCUCUGAGCCGCACUGUAACUCCCAGCGCUGUAACUCUGCCAGUGUAGACAUAGCCUCAGAGAGACUGACUGCCAGGAUCCCAGGACUGAUCCUCUCUGGGGAAUGAAGCACAACGUUGAUCGGCUAUGCAGCCUUCACUAGUCUCCCUGUACCUGAAAAGCCUGCUAGCCCAAAGUGCUGGACCAUCUAUGCCAUUACCUGGUUCCUAAACUGCAGCUACAGUUCCUACUCCGGGUGUAUCCAAAGACUGAGAGGUGCAGCGAUCCAACCCCUUAUAAUCUUAGAAACAUUUUGUUUCUUUUUCUAUUUUUUGUCUGUUUCUUUUUAGGAACUUGGAGACCUCCCGGCCUUUCUAUUAGAUUGGGUGUAACCAUGCGGCUGAGUGAGGGUGUGAACACCAUUGGAAUCUACAAAGGGAAGAUGCUAGGAAGAAUAUUUCCCCAAAUCUUAAUAGCCUUAAAACUCCGCCCUCUGAAAUGACUGAAUGCAUGCUCCUCACCUAUGGAAGCAUUGCAAGGAAUUGAGUUGUCAGAUAUGUAUUGUUCAACGAGAGCUGUUUGAACUUCUUUUACUAAUGUCAAGGUCUGUGUGUGUUUUGGGGUAAGAGGGUGAGGAGAAGUGUUAGUUACACAAUAGUGAAAUCUAAGGAGAAAACUGUAAUUAGCUUUGAGGUUGUAGGCUAAAUGUAAGCAAUAACUUGGUUUUGAUAUUGAAAUAUUCAGCUGGCUAAAUCUGGGUUGCACUGCCUGGGGAAAAAUCUCUGAUUGGGGUUUCGGCAUCACUAAAGAUGCACCUGGCUUCUUGGGUUGCUGUUUUAGGAUUUAUAAGUGUUGAUUUUCUGCUGUAUUAAUCUGAUGGUUUGACUAAAUUGAUGACUUGAUUCCAAUGCAAUAUCCUUGCUAACUCAUUGAUUUACUGAUUUGACCUGAACUUUGUCACUGUAUUGUUUAACCCUUAGCUGAGUGGAGUCUGUAGUCAUUUAGCCUUAGUGAUGUGUGCUCUUGGAUUUAUUUGUUCAUGUUAAUAAAACAUGUAACUGGG